GGGAGAGCAAGAUAGCUAAUUAAUGGCAGCUGCUUCAAUGGAGCAAUUAUUAUUAGUAGUAAAUGAGGAUGAUGAUUUGUUAAGGAACAAAGAGGAGGAGGAGUAUCUGAUAGUGGAUCCUGGAAAGGGGAGAAUUAGGGAUGUGUUAAGAUACGGAAUAUUAGGGAAUAAAGCAAGCGGUGCUAAAUUCAUAGAGACUAAUAGUACUAGUUUGUCGGGCGAUGAGGUGUUGGGCGGUGGCGGUGAUCACAGGUGGGUGAUCACGGUCUCCAUCAUAAUGAUGAAAUUGAUUAAGGUAUUUGGUAAGCCCAUGGAAUGGACUGGUCACCUUGUUGACUUCCUACUCAACUUUCUUUCCCUCAACUCCUCACCCAACCACACCUUCCUCGCUCUCCUCUCCAAUCUUCUACAAGGGAAUAUUGUACUUCCGGAGAGAGGCUCCGCAACAUUUAUUAGCACUAUUGGACAUAUUGAUGGACGAAUUAACCUCAACUUUGUUGAUGAUGUACAAAAUAUUGGACACUUAUUAGAAGCCGGCAACAGGGCUCUUAUGGACCUCAGUAUGAUGGCUUCCAAACUGGCUUACGAGAAUCCUAUUGUUAUUACAAACGUUGUCAACCUACAUUGGAAGAUGCAUUUUAUUGACUUCUACAACUGCUGGAAUGAUUAUCAAAAGGAAAGAUCGACUCAAGUUUUCAUAUUUUGUGACAAGCCAAAAGACGCAAAUCUGAUAGUGGUGAGUUUCAGAGGGACGGAGCCAUUUGAUGCAGAUGACUGGAUUACUGAUUUUGAUUACUCUUGGUAUGAGAUCCCAAAACUAGGAAAAGUCCACAUGGGAUUUUUAGAAGCCAUGGGUCUGGGAGACAGAUCAAAUACUUCCUCUUUUCAGGAGCUUCUUCAAGUAACAAACACAAAGUUUGAAUCAUCAAAUGUUGCUGAUGAUGGUCCAAAGGUAUUCCCAGAGAUGGCAAAUAUGAGUGCAUAUUAUGCUGUGAGGCGCAAGCUCAAGAGCUUACUUGAGGAGCAUAGAAAUGCAAAGUUUAUGGUGACGGGGCAUAGCCUAGGAGGGGCUCUUGCUAUUUUGUUCCCGACUGUGCUAAUAUUGCAUGAGGAAGAGGAGCUUUUACAAAGGUUAUUAGCUAUUCACACAUUUGGACAACCCAGAGUUGGAAACAGGGAGUUGGGAAGGCAUAUUGAAUCAAAAUUACAAGAACCAAAGCCCAAAUAUUUUAGGAUGGUCUACUGCAAUGACCUUGUCCCAAGGUUGCCUUAUGACAACAAAACCUUCUUGUAUAAGCAUUUCGGUGUAUGCCUCUACUAUGACAGUUUGUUUGUAGAGCAAAGAGUGGAUGAAGAACCAAACCCAAACUACUUUGGGUUGUGGUAUUUGAUUCCAGAGUACCUGAAUGCUGUAUGGGAAUUAGUGAGAGGUAUGACAAUGGGGAUGACAAAUGGGCCAGAAUACAAGGAGUCUUGGGAAGGCAUCAUGAUGCGAAUCAUCGGUUUGACAAUUCCAGGCCUUUCUGCUCAUGCUCCCCCUAAUUACGUCAAUUCAAUAAGACUUGGAACACCAAAACGUAUUCACACCUAGAAAUGUAAGCACCUAGACAUCAAUCAAAACUUCUCUUGGUAUUAGAUACUUAUGUUAUUUUGUCUAUUAAUUACAAAGUGUUGAUGAUUAUCAAGUAGAAAGCCCUUCAACUAAAUAAAGGACUAUUCUAAAAGCCGAAUUAAAAAGCUCUUAGAAAAUAGUAUGUUGUGUUUUGAAAACACGAUAAGUUCAUGUCAGGUGUGAGGUUCCCUAUUACUUCUUUGACCGCCUAUAAACAACUCUCAUCCU
Molecule: messenger RNA, 1840 nt
Organism: Erigeron canadensis
Lineage: Eukaryota; Viridiplantae; Streptophyta; Magnoliopsida; Asterales; Asteraceae
Product: triacylglycerol lipase OBL1
Exons: 5
Coding region: 23-1591 (522 amino acids)
Biological process (GO): lipid metabolic process
Molecular function (GO): triacylglycerol lipase activity
Source: RefSeq, a predicted model, not a curated record